CAUGCAUUGAUUCGCUAUCAUCCGCUCUAAAGACUUGUGCCCAGCCUCAAGUAGUUUGCUGACUCUGUUUGUUGUAAUACAAUUAGCUGACAAGGAUAAUCUAAAAUAAACAAUCAUCGUUUUCGAGUUCGCGAAAGGAUCCAGAGAAAAGUUAUACAUCCAUCUACCCGUGAAUCCGAGAGUCGACAGUCGAGAGUUCUUGUCCCAGCUCAAUUCUAGACGCAAUCAGUUUCAGUACCAGGAGCGUAUUUCUUGCCAAGUUUUUCAAAAAAACACCUGAAAACCCAGCCAGAUCGCCAAUAAGCAGUGAAAGUGUCAACACAUUUCGAGUGCUUAUUGCAAAUCAAACAAGAAAAGCGUAACCAAGCACAUAAGCAAAUAGUAUUCUAAGUGUUUUUGGCAACACUUUGCGUAAAUUUUUGUUAAUUACCCCGAAACAAAAAACCACACACACAAAACAAAAUGAUGGCCGUUGCAGCAGCCCAAAAGAACCGCGAGAUGUUCGCCAUCAAGAAAUCCUACAGUAUUGAGAAUGGCUAUCCAUCCCGCCGUCGCAGCCUGGUGGACGAUGCCCGUUUCGAGACCCUGGUGGUCAAGCAGACCAAACAAACCGUCCUCGAGGAGGCCCGCAACAAGGCAAAUGACGAUUCUCUGGAGGACUGCAUUCUGCAGGCUCAGGAGCACAUUCCUGCCGAGCAGAAUGUGGAGCUCCAGGACGAGCAGGCCAAUCUGGAGAACCUUCCCCUGGACGAAGAAUAUGUUGCAGUUGAGGAGGAUGUUGAGUUCGAGAGCGUUGAGCAGCAGCAGUCGCAGGAGCCAGAGGGCGAACGCCAGCCGACCAAGAACGAUUACGGUCUCACCGAGGACGAGAUUUUGUUGGCCAAUGCCGCUUCGGAGUCCCCGGAAGCCGAGGCUGCCAUGCAGAGUGCCGCUUUGGUGGUCCGCCUCAAGGAGGGCAUCUCCUCCCUGGGCCGCAUCCUCAAGGCCAUCGAGACCUUCCACGGUGCCGUCCAGCAUGUGGAGUCCCGCCAGUCUAGGGUCGAGGGCGUCGAUCACGAUGUCCUGAUCAAGCUGGACAUGACCCGCGGCAAUCUGCUGCAGCUCAUCCGUUCGCUGAGGCAGUCGGGCUCCUUCAGCAGCAUGAAUCUGAUGGCCGACAACAAUCUAAACGUGAAGGCCCCCUGGUUCCCCAAGCACGCCUCCGAGCUGGACAACUGCAACCAUCUGAUGACCAAGUACGAGCCCGAUUUGGACAUGAACCACCCCGGAUUCGCCGACAAGGUGUACAGGCAGCGCCGCAAGGAGAUUGCCGAGAUUGCCUUCGCCUACAAGUACGGAGACCCGAUCCCAUACAUCGAGUACUCCGACGUGGAGGUCAAGACCUGGCGCUCGGUCUUCCGCACCGUUCAGGAUCUGGCUCCCAAGCACGCCUGUGCCGAGUACAGGGCCGCCUUCCAGAAGCUCCAGGACGAGCAGAUCUUUGUUGACAACCGUCUGCCGCAGCUGCAGGAAAUGUCCGACUUCCUGCGCAAGAACACCGGAUUCUCGUUGCGUCCUGCCGCUGGUCUCCUGACCGCCCGCGACUUCCUCGCCUCCCUGGCCUUCCGCAUCUUCCAGAGCACCCAGUAUGUGCGCCACGUCAACUCGCCCUACCACACCCCCGAGCCUGACUCCAUUCACGAGCUGCUGGGUCACAUGCCCCUGCUGGCCGAUCCCAGCUUCGCCCAGUUCUCGCAGGAGAUUGGACUGGCCUCGCUGGGUGCCUCCGACGAAGAAAUCGAGAAGCUGUCCACGGUCUACUGGUUCACUGUUGAGUUCGGUCUCUGCAAGGAACAUGGUCAGAUCAAGGCCUACGGCGCCGGACUCCUGAGCUCCUACGGCGAGCUCCUCCACGCCAUCAGCGACAAGUGCGAGCACCGUGCCUUCGAGCCCGCCUCCACUGCUGUGCAGCCCUACCAGGAUCAGGAGUACCAGCCCAUCUACUACGUGGCCGAGAGCUUCGAGGAUGCCAAGGACAAGUUCCGUCGCUGGGUCAGCACCAUGUCGCGUCCCUUCGAGGUGCGCUUCAACCCGCACACCGAGCGCGUCGAGGUCCUGGACUCUGUGGACAAGCUGGAGACCUUGGUGCACCAGAUGAACACGGAGAUCUUGCACCUGACCAACGCCAUCUCCAAGCUGCGACGCCCGUUCUAAAGAGAGGGAGAGAGAGAGUGGGAGGAAAUGAUAUAUAGAAGCACCCAAAACACCACACCACCCACCCACCCCCUCGCACACCACCACAUUCACAUACAGGUGCAACGGUCUCAUUUUUACAAAUUAAUUUUAAAUUGACAUACCGCACAAUCCCUCGUAUUUUAUUUUUUGUUUAUUGUUUUUUGUUUAAUUUUAUUUUAUUGUCAUCCAAAAAAGUUCUAUUUGUCGAAUCGAAAAAAGCAAGCAUAUUUAUUUGUUGAUCACCGAUCACCCGAUACACAACAAACACACCCGACCCGCAUAUUUAUCACCGCAACUAUUAUUGGACCAAAAAAUCGUUAGACGUUUAAGUGAUGUGAAAACAAAGCCAGGCAAAGCGAAUUAAGUGAAGUGAAGUUAAGCGCUGGGAGAGCAAAGUUCAUAUACCAUCCGCACUUAGUAGGCAAAGUACCACACAAAACCGAUUGUAUACUCAGACACAAAAUGUUUUUGUAUUAUUAUUAUCUUCUUCUUUUUGUCUCUCACAAUAUUUACCUAGACUAUAUAGACACGCGAUAUAGUAUGCCCGGUAUUAUAACUUCAUUCGGAGAGAGUAUUUCUUAAUACAAAAUUGAAUUGAAAAAAAAAUACAACAAUCAAACAAACGGAAAAAAAAACGGAAAAGAUCAAAAUGAAAUGGAAAACAAAAUAGAAUUUUCUUACAUUGUACAAUAACUGUAAACGACAAUAUUACUAUUGUGUACUAUUAUUAUUAUUAUCUAUUAUUAUGCUUAUGACUAUUACGUAUUGUAUUGUAGGUAUGUAGAGUUUAAACAUUAUUAUUUUAUUUAAGUUUUGUGUAUUAAUAAAAUUAAAAAUGCAAUUGAAAAAUAA
Drosophila takahashii is the source of this 3066-nucleotide messenger RNA. It is a transcript of the gene ple, whose product is annotated as tyrosine hydroxylase ple. Gene Ontology annotation, molecular function: tyrosine 3-monooxygenase activity; iron ion binding. Gene Ontology annotation, biological process: dopamine biosynthetic process from tyrosine. Gene Ontology annotation, cellular component: perikaryon; axon; cytoplasm. NCBI's taxonomy places the organism in Eukaryota, Metazoa, Arthropoda, Insecta, Diptera, Drosophilidae. The record is from RefSeq and is a predicted model, not a curated record.